CAUCGACUUCCGGUUCCGUGUAUCAGGUCAAAGACAGGCCGAAGGGAGGAAAAUGGAAUGAAAUAUUUGUGUACGCCGUGAGGUACGGGAGGAGGAUAGACGUUGGGACGCAACCACCUGGGGGGAACGGAGAGAUCAUUUCUAGAUAUUGACAGAAAUGGGCCACAAGAAGCUGCGUCUGCUUUGGAGGUUUAUGGUUUUUCUUAUACUGGCUCUGAAGAUCCUGUCAGCAGCGGAUUUUGACCCAUACCGUAUCCUCGGCGUCAGUAGGACGGCAAGUCAAGCAGAUAUUAAGAAGGCAUACAAAAAGCUUGCAAGAGAAUGGCAUCCGGACAAAAACAAAAAUCCUGGAGCAGAAGAUAAAUUUAUCCAAGUUAGCAAAGCUUACGAGAUCCUCGCCAAUGAAGAGAAGAGGGCCAAUUAUGACCGUUAUGGAGAUGUGGGCGACAAUCAAGGUUACUCUCAGCAGCCGCAGCACCAUCACUUCCGACAUUUUCAUGACAGCUUCUACUUUGAUGAAUCUUUCUUCCACUUCCCCUUUAACUCUGAGCGCAAGGACUCAUCGGAUGAGAAGUACUUAUUGCACUUCUCCCAUUACAUCAAUGAGGUUGUGCCAGACAGCUUUCGCAAGCCCUACCUUAUCAAGAUUACUUCUGACUGGUGUUUCAGUUGUAUCCACAUAGAACCUGUGUGGAAGGAGGUUGUACAAGAGUUGGAGGGUUUGGGUGUGGGCAUUGGCGUUGUGCACGCUGGAUAUGAAAGACGUCUUGCUCAUCACCUUGGCGCACACAGCACUCCGUCAAUUUUAGGAGUAAUUAAUGGCAAAAUUUCCUUCUUCCACAAUGCCGUGCUUCGGGAGAAUCUCAGACACUUUGUGGAAAGUCUCCUUCCCUCAAACUUAGUAGACAAAAUUACUGAUAAGAAUUACAUCCGGUUCUUAUCCAACUGGCAGCAAGAGAAUAAACCCCAUGUACUUCUGUUUGACCAAAUGCCGCCUGUGCCGCUCAUUUACAAGUUAACAGCUUUUGCAUAUAAGGAUUAUCUGUCAUUUGGAUACGUGGAUUUGGGUCAGAGAGACGCUGAGCAAAUGACCAAUCAGUACAACAUAAAUAUGUAUGCUCCAACCAUGCUGAUCUUCAAGGAGCAUAUCCACAAACCUGCUGAUGUGGUUCAGGCACGAGGCAUGAAAAAGCAGGUAAUUGAUGACUUCAUUUCCACAAAUAAAUUCCUGCUGGCCGCAAGGCUGACCAAUCAGAAGUUGUUUCAGGAGUUGUGUCCCGUGAGGAAGUCUCAUCGCCAGCGCAAGUAUUGUGUAGUUUUGCUGACUGGGGAGGGAGAGCGGUUCAGGAAAUCCUAUGAUGCCUUUUUAUCUUUUGCUUCGGCCAACACUAAAGACACCGUAAGAUUUGUACAUGUCUUCAAGGAACGUCAGAAGGAGCUAACUAAUGCUUUGCUGGGAGGGGAAGACAAGUUCCCAGACAGAUCAUCUCUGGCAAUACUAGAGAGGAGAAACUCUGUUGGUCGAAUAGUGUACAAAACUGUCUCAGAGAUCUGGAGCGGCAGUGAGGAAAACAAGUUUGUGUUACUUGACUUCCUGGACCAGUUAAGAAAAGACCCCAGUCUGCUGUCAUCAGAGACUAUCCUCACUGAGCUGAACGAUGAGCUCGCCCCCGUGUUUUUUCUGCGCUGGGUCUACAUUGCUAUAGAUUAUUGGUCUGACAUGUGGGAGAGUGUUCUUCAUAACAACUGGAGAGAGAUGAUGCCGCUUCUGUCACUGAUAUUCUCUGCACUCUUCAUCCUCUUCGGCACAGUUAUAGUUCAAGCAUUCAGUGACUCAAGUGAUGAGCGAGAUUCAGUUCCUACUGAUAAAGAGGAGCUACACGAUAAGGAGAAAAGCACAGAGGCAAACUAUACAAAGGAAAAUACCAGGGUCCCUAAGAAAGGUUUUGUGGAGGUGACUGAAUUAACAAAUGUGAACUAUAUAAGUAACCUUGUUAGGUUACGUCCAGGACACAUGAAUGUGGUGCUUAUACUGUCUAGUUCCACCAAGGCAAGCCUGUUGCAGCGGUUUGCCCAGGAGGUGUACAUGUUUACAGGGAGCAGCUCCCUCCAUUUCUCUUUCCUUAAUUUGGAUAAGCACAGGGAAUGGCUGGAAUAUUUACUGGAAUUUGCUCAGGAUGCAGCUCCCAUUGCUUACCAGUACGAUGAGCACUUCUUUGAACGGGAUUACACAGGAUACGUUCUUGCUUUGAAUGGUCACAAGAAAUACUUUUGUCUGUUCAGAGCACAGUCUACCUUAGAGGAUGAAAAACAUGUGGAUGAGUUAGAACUUUCAAUACCCGCUGGGGACACAUUAAGGAAGAUCUCAUUAGGCUCGGGAAUGGGCCAUAUUAAAAAGAAAUUAAACAAGCUAUCUCUAUGGAUGGAACGCCUAUUAGAAGGAUCUUUGCAAAGGUUCUAUAUUCCUUCAUGGCCAUCGCUUGACUAAGUCACUACGGAGGACUUUAAGUCCCAUAGAACUGUGAACUUUUGAACGUCUGUCCUGCCAGAGGGAUUUAAAUGCUUUAAAUUUUUUCCCCCCUGAGAUUUGCCAGGCGCAAAUACUGACUGCUGGGGAUUGCUUCAUUACAGAAAAUGAACACUCCAAUAACAUCUAUUAUGUGACAUCCUAACUAUCCUUGCCUUACAUACGUUUCAGCUGUUUUAGCUCUCCACACGGUGACACGCAGUCAUACAUCUGCGCUCGGCAUGGCAAAAUCCAUAUUGCUGCUUUUAGUAAGAGGAGACAGACUAAAUUACAGGCGCAUAUGUAGCCGUAGAAGACUUAUUUUUUUUUAUUAUUUUUUUUAAAGGAAUUCCAUGUCAAAUUUUAUUAUUAAAUUGUGGCCUCACUAAUAACUUAGUCAUUUACAUAGGUUGUAACCACAUUUCCGCAAGGUUAUGGCUACAUUGCAAUGCCAUCUAUAAGCUGUUCAGGAUGCAAUUGCAAUAAGGCACUUAAGGAGUUUGGUGACCAUCGUACAAUUAUCUGACCAUAAGCUUUUGAAUAACUGUGACACCCAAGUUAGGCAAGGGCCCAUUUGCUGCUAAAAAGGGCUGCAGUGCAUUCAUAUGCUAUUCAUUGCUACUCUCCCUGGCAGCCAAAGGAUUCAUUCAUUAGCUCUAGGGUGUGUCUAGCAGUACUGUACAAUCACUAAGCCAUUUUAUGUCAUAAACACAGACUUGUUUGUCUGUCAGUCUUAGAAUUUGUGUAGAUGUUUUUAUAUAGCUGCGGAUCUGAGUUACAAAUGUGCAGCACCAGAUAAUAGUUUUGAACAUGAAAUAGUCUUCUGAUCAACAUCUCUGUUCAUCAAGAUACAUUAUUGUUUUUGUAUAAUUAAUUUGUCCCCAUGAAGCCUUCACUCUACAAAUAUAAAAUUACUGAAUUUUUUUAAAGAACUGUUCGAGAUAAAACUGAGGAUCUAAUAUAGAAUUGGAAAUAUAGGCUAUAAUUAAAAUGACUUCUGUCGGAUAAAGGGGUUAAUCGCUGCUAAGUCUUACAAAGAAUUGCAACCGCCUAUGACAAGAUAAGGGGUUAAAUACCUGUAUGUAAGCUGCACCUACAUCAUUUAUUCUAUUCUGAUUUUUUUUAUUUAUUUUUUUUUGUCUGCCAGUUGUUGUUUUUUAUUUCAUUUAAAAAUUAUCCAAAAAUUAGAUUUAUAUAUUUGAUAUUAAAUGCCAAAAGGUAUCACAUUGGUAUUUAAAUAACAAUGUGACUGCAAACAUACAACGGAUGGUGCAUCCCUGCAAUAGUUUUUAACCUCUUCAUGCCUUGUUUUUAAGAUAUGUUUGAUAGGAAUAUAUAUCUAUACAACAGCAGCCUUUCCUAAAUUAUAAUAAUGUAAAUCAUAGGGAAAUUGUAGUCUGUAUAAAAGCCAAAUAACUGUUUACUUUUCAAUGCUUCAUUAUAAAAUUGUAAAUAUUCAAGGUUUAACCAUUUCAACACUGGUGUUUUCUGGUGUUAACCCAUGUGAUGAGAUGUGUUUGCAUGCAGAUAAAUACCAGUACUGCUGCGCAGAGCCAGAUCAAAUGAAGCGACUUGUUACCUUUGGUCAGAACAAGCAUUGGAAUAUUGGUUUCCAUUAAUAAGUGUAAACGUUAAAGGGACAGUGCACAAAAUGUAAUGAAAGAUUGCCUUGUCUGUUUGUGAAAUCAUCGUACUGUAUGUUUUAAAUGUAUUUUACUUUAAUUUUGUAGAAGUGAGCCAGUUGCUUCAGCCUUGUUUGUUGUACAAAGCAUGUUUGACACAUUUUGCAAAAGUUGGCAUUAAAAUGGGGUAGCGCUUGAACCCUUUCAAAUGUGCAGAAAUAGGUGCACCAUGAAAUGCAAUGCCCCCUCUUCAGUAACAAAGGGAUUAAAGACUCACAUGAAAAAGCCUGAAUGUUCUAUACAAAAACCAGAUACACUAUUGAAAUAUAGUGUAUAUAUCUGGCAGCACAGCAGAACGGUUUGCACUUUUUUGUAGAAAAAAAUAACUUAUUUUAGUGAUUUUUUUUUUUUUUUUUUUUUUAUUCUCAUUAUUUAAAUUAUCCGAACACUGUCAUUGUAUUAUUUUUGUUUUAAAAUAAUUAUUGCAUUGAAAACUGAAAUAAACUAUUUUAAACUGUGAUGUAUGCGGUUAUGUGUUGGGCUGGUGUGGCUACACUUUAGCCAAACACUGCUGGAAAAAACGUCUACAUUAAUCUGUUAAAGGAUCAUUAAAUACGGUGGAAUUGCAAAAUAAAAAGACAAUACGAUAUAA
Messenger RNA from Bombina bombina (fire-bellied toad), 4780 nucleotides. It is a transcript of the gene DNAJC16, whose product is annotated as DnaJ heat shock protein family (Hsp40) member C16. NCBI's taxonomy places the organism in Eukaryota, Metazoa, Chordata, Amphibia, Anura, Bombinatoridae. The record is from RefSeq and is a predicted model, not a curated record. The coding region runs from base 158 to 2488 and encodes 776 amino acids. The transcript has 15 exons.